Medicago truncatula (barrel medic) is the source of this 1224-nucleotide messenger RNA. RefSeq names its product E3 ubiquitin ligase BIG BROTHER-related. The transcript has a single exon. Bases 288 to 1007 code for a protein of 239 amino acids. The record is from RefSeq and is a predicted model, not a curated record. Lineage: Eukaryota; Viridiplantae; Streptophyta; Magnoliopsida; Fabales; Fabaceae.
AUACAUGCAUAGCAAAUAGCAAUAAUGUAAUGCAAAAAUAAAGGAUCUGUUUUGGAGUAAGGUAUAUUGCUCCUUAUGGAGGAUGUUUUGCUAUAUUGCUUUGCACAAAAGGUUACCUUAUCCAAAAAGAAAGUCCAAAGUUUAUGACCAUUAUAUUGGUAAUGCUAAGGUAGGACCUUGAAAUAGAUAAGAAUCUGGAAUAUAAUGAAUCCAUGACAAAAAGAUUUCCAUUACUUGACUCUGAAGUUUCUUCAUCCUAAAAGAAAUCUUAAAAAUUAUGCUUCUAUAUGUUCAUCUCCUCAAAUACCUCAAGGGUCGUGUUCUAUUCUCAUUCCCUCAAUCGUAUCGUAAUACCUUUUUUUUCUUCUUCAAUGGAACGUGAAGAGGGAAAACAAUCUUCCGAAAAAAAUCCAUACACUGAACUUGAGGAAGUUAGCUCUGAUUUUGUUCUAGCAAUUGGCUUGCAAGAACAAGAGUUAGAGAGAACAACAUUCACAAACCUAGCAACCAUUGAAAGUGAAAGUGACGAAGAUAUAAGUGACUCCUCUUUUAGUAAUGAUGAUAUUGGUGAUGCUGAUUUUUCAUUUAGUCAGGAGUUCGAAACCGAUCUUCAGUUUGUUGAAGAUGAAGGAAGCAAUAUUGAUGAUGAUGAUGAUUAUGAAGACGAUGAAAUGGAGUUGGAAGAAGAUGAGGUUGAUCCAGAUGAAUUAUCCUAUGAAGAGUUGAUUGAAUUAGGAAACUUCAUAGGAGAAGAGAAGAGGGGAUUACCAGCUAAUGAAAUCUCUUCUUGCUUACACCCUUAUACUUCCAAAAUUGCUGAAAGCACAAGUGGAAUAGAUCGUUGUGUGAUUUGUCAGAUUGAAUAUGAAGAAGGUGAAUCCUUGGUUGCACUUCAUUGUGACCAUCCUUAUCAUACAGAUUGUAUAAGCAAGUGGCUUCAAAUUAAGAAGGUUUGUCCAAUUUGUAGCAAUGAAGUAUCAACAACCAACAAAGCUAAGAACACUUGAUGAAUGAUUUGGCUUUUAGAUAUUGUUGAGUAUAUAUAUUCAAGUUACUUGUAAUCUUCAUUUGAAUGAAAAACUAUAGUUGAAAAUAAAUAAUAUAGAAGCUUUGGAUCAUUACAAACAAUAUCACCAACACACUAAAUUCCUCAUUGUCAAUUCCAAAUUCUCAAUUGUAAAUUCAUUUGAAUAAUUUAAGUGUUGUUCAAGUUUUAUUAUGCCA